UUGACGACGAAGAGGAAGGUUCACGCGCUGGUGUUCGUUCUGCUAUGUUGUGCGAAUAAUUUUAAUUUGCAGUCAUUGCUGGUUUGGGCAACGAGCGCGUAAAGAAUGGCCUGUACGCAUUUGACGUUUAUUAUAACGUUAUUCCUCUGUGCAGCAGCAUCGGCACAGUUUCCAGAAUUGAGGGCUGGAAACACGGCAAGUGCUACACGCUUAUUAACUGUCCCGUCGACCGCUAAAGAUACCAACCAAACUACUGACGAACGUAACGACAAUGUCAGCGCGCACAAGAAAGGAGGUAUGGGAACUCCUUGUAUAAAUGACAAGGACUGCUCUGCUGCGAUGGGACUCGUAUGCACCUCCAGCGAAGGGUAUUUAACAUCGCGUUGUGGCUGUGACCGAGAGAAACCGAUCUUCAUGAACGGCUCUGAAGGCGCUUCGAAGUGUGUUAAGCCAAGAUCUUUGCGUGAAUCGUGUAUCAGCGACUCUGAGUGUGACUUUCACAGUCAAAGCAGGAAGUGCAUUAAUGCUGUGUGCAAAUGCAAGCCACCCUACGUGGAACGAGACAACCAAGACUGUGCGCUGCCAGGUAAUCCUCUUGGGCCAGAAUUCCUGCCCGUCUUGGUUGCUUCGGUAAUAUUGCUGCUGGCUUUGUUAGUCUUCGCUGCUGCUUAUCGUUUCCGAAGGCCUUCACAGCUCACAAAGGAAGGGGAAACAUUGAGAAGUCCCACGAGUAGUGUUCAUGGAUCAAGCGAAGCCAUCCCUGUCGAAGGAGGACACUCAGCUGCUCCAUCACAUAGUACGAAACCCCCGAGUACUACUCCAAGACAUCUGAGCAGUACCGCAACCAACCAGCAUACCAACAAGAUCAGUAUACUGGACGCUUCAGAAGUUCAUCAUUCCUGCAUUGAUACUGAAACUGACAGCAUUAACGCCCUGUUACAGGGCUCCGACAGAUUUUCAGAAGAUCUGCGUAAAAAUGUAAACAAGAUGCCGGGCCCUAUCGCAGCUAUCCACAGGCCGAGAGAGUACCCCCUCAAGUUGGUACAUGCCGAAGAGAAAGUGACCGUUCACAUUCCACACGGAAGGGAUAUGGUACCAAACGACAGUGUGAACUCUAUCGGAGAACUUGCGAAUGUGAGUGGUUUGAAGCAGUCUGUAGAGGUAAAGAAAGCGAGACCAUUACCCAAAGAGAAACAGGAGGGCAAGGAGUGUGGGCAUGGUGCUCAUGUCCGUGACUGUGUUAUACACAUGGGUGAAGAGCCUGACAGCACAGCUGGCAGAAACAGCAAUCGCCCUCCAUUGAGGGACAUUCAUCUCCUAUGCGCCUAUGAGAACGAAAAAGGCGAAACAAUUCUGAAAGAGCUAAGCGAUCAUAGCUUUAUAGUUGAAGCAAUGAAGCGGAUGGGCGAGAAGAGCAGGAAGAGCGAACGUGGUGAGGAUACCACCACGUCUUCAGAUGACCAACCAACGUCGUCACUUGCUACGAAAUCAACGAAUGGGCCAUAUUCGCCGUUCGCGUCCAGACGCCACGCUUCAGGCUCGACAAAUACCCGCGAUGACGUAAAAUCUACUGAGACGUUUUCAAAAGUUGAACAAAUCUAUAAUCGCGAUCUGAUCGCUCGCAAGGCAGGGCAGGAGGAUGUUACUUUGUCUAACAGCACAGGGGAGAGUCAGGUGUUGUUCAGUAAUGCCAAUGGCACUGACACGCAAGAAAAACAUUCUAGGCGGGAAGUGAUUGAGACAUCUCCAAAGGGAUUGUCACACCCUAGGAAACUGCCGAGAAGUGUGUCCUCACCUGAUAGAUUGUACAGCGCCACCACACGCUUCCCUACAUUGACAAGUCCUGCGACUACUCAAAGAGAAAUCACUCCACCUCCUAAAAGUCGAGAAAUGGAAGCUCGGCACUCGAACAAGAAUAUGCCUCGUGAUACAGCCAGGGAAAAGACAGGAAAUAUUGAAUGCUGUGGUGAGAAUGACCAUGCACCAUUGCCAAGUGCCGGAUUCAACGUUGAGAGUACUCACGAAGGUGGUCGCACGGAGGGAUCGGAUAGCAAUCAUCACAAAUUUAUUGCCAACAUGAAACCUCAUACCGUCUAUCAACUGUUACAAAGAACAGAAGAGCGCGAAGGGGAUGUUAUAGAAGCAAGAAGAGCUAAUGACGACAUCGAGCAGCCGGCACCGAAAAUUGGCGGGCAAUUUGUAGAGGAUGCAAUGCAGAAGCAAGGGUGGAGCAAAGGCACGGAUGCGAAUGUUCUUCCAGAGAAAAGCGAACACUCUGAGCAGAAAGGGAACUUCGCAGCUGAAGCCGAUACGACUGGUCAGGCCGCACCCCAGACCGGCGUUCCAGAGAAGGCUGUUGAGCAAACGUCCUUCCAUGCGGCCAGACACCCGCUGGUACCUAACUCUGAUGCAGGCAGUAAAUCUAGUGGUGUACCUACGACAAUUCCUCCUGUUUCAAGCGCAUCUACUGAUACGCGCAGAACAGAAAUGAAUGCAUAUGGCGUCCCAGGGCCAUUCACAUCACCUUUAUCCUCAAGCUUAAAUGACAACCGUCCUACCAGGGAACCGCCGGACACCAGUGAUGCCCAGACUGCAUCUCCAGCACUAUCAUCACGUCACGAGAUCACGACACGCCAAGUAGUGAAGCUAGAAAAGGCCCUCUCCCGCACCAGAAAGCCUAGGGCCUCGCAAUCUAGGGCUCUGAGAAAGACGCAGUCUUUCGGACUGACCCAAACAACACAGAAUGUAAGCACAGAGGGGCCAUCCGAAAAGAAGCAAGAUGGGUCUAAUCCCAUGACUUCAGAAAGCAAAAUUAAAAAUGUGAUAUUGCGAGGGGGAGAAAAUGAAGCACUUGAAAUAAAGACAGACUGUGACAAAGAGAUAUUGUUAGCUAGUGGAACAGAGGGGAAAGCAUCACAAAUUGUUCACGAAACUCGGACGAUUGAAGAGAAGAUUCCCAGGACUUCUGAGAGAGGUGGACAAAUUCCUCAAGUGCAGAAUGAAAAGACUACACUAAAGCGCAAGAAAGCUGCAAAACGAACUGUGUCAAAAAGUUCGUCAUCACACAUGGGUUUGGCAGAACAUGCGGAGCCUAAAGCACAAGAAUACACUGCACUAACUGAAGGAGCAGAGCGGGAUCAACUCGUAGAUCAAGCUCCACCAAAAGGUUCUCUGUCUCAUGUGAGCCCUGCAGGACACGCAAAAUCUGAAGUACCACAAGAAGGUACCGUUACUUCAGUAACACAGAUGGCAACGGAGGUCUCCAGUACACAACAAGAGUCACAGUCGUCUUCUACCGAUGCUAGCCACCCUACAGUAGGAGGAAUUCCGAGAAUUUAUGCUGACAAGACAAAUGCUCAAGAAUCAUCCUCCACUGAACGCCAGGAGUCACAGUCGUCAUCACACGAUGACGUCGGGUCCACGACAAGCACAUCCAGCAAGAGCCAUGUCAACACUGAGAGCAACGCACAGGAAAUAUUGGACACUGCACAACAGUCAUCGUCGCAUGAUGUUGCCAAGUCAGCAAUAGAGGCAUCAAGUGGCGCCCGUAUUGACAGUAAUGACAAAACACAAAGCGAGCGUAAGGAAAAUGAAUCGAGAUAUAAACAGGAUACUACUAAACAGAACCCGCAAACAUCUUCAAGCAAUUCUUUGGCGAAUGAAGAUGAGUCACUGGAUAAACAGGUACCAGAAAAUCUACCAGACAUUCACAAGGCUGAUACCCAGCAUGCUCCAGUGCAGGAAAUACCAGCAACGGACGACAUUGCAGCCUACUCUAAAGCGAAAACUAAGACCGUUGCUCCAGUGCGUGUAACUCCUGAGCAGGAUAUCGUCUGUGCAACGACCAAUGAUGCCGUGGGACAAAGGUACACUGAAGAUCCUACCCAAUCGGUGCACAAAGAAAAUGUGCGAGAGCUUUCCAUAGAGACUCCAAGGACGGCCCUUAUCAAUCUGAUAUCAGAAACAGAUGAUCCCUUUUUAAGAUCUUCAGUUCUUACGAUGAUGACAACAGAAAACAGUUCCGAGCAACCGACAGCGCUCGAAGACUGCUCGCUUCCAUGGAACGUUCUGUGUCCUCCUGGGAAGCCCUUUCAUCCUCCGAAACCAGAUGGUCUGCCAAAGCCAGACUUCUUGUCAGGACUCGAUAUUAUGUCAAGACAACGACACCUCUCAGAAGAAUCAUCGUCUUCCGCGGUAAACAAUGCAUCGCAUUAUCCCUCGGCGGCCAAGGGAGUGUUACACGAAAGGCCUGCAACAACUGUAACAGCCACCCGUAAAGAAGUUUCAGAACAGAAUUCACCUGGGGCACCUGUGCACACUUUUGAACCAUGCCCCUCAACGUCCCGAUCACCUGGUAAAGAGCUGCACUCUGAUGCCACUAACCGAAAGAUAAAACGCUGCGACAUCGCCCGGGUCAUCAUGAUGGGCAAUGAACACUACCUUCGUGAGCGUUAUUCCAUGCCUCAAGAGUCGAGGCCUGCGUCGACAGUGUUGGAUGAAACGCAGUACAUUGUAGGAUGCAUUACAGAUCGCGGUGCAUCUCAUCAAACUCCUGAUCAGCCUGGUAAGCCGUCUCCCUCGCUUACGCAAUCCCCCUCCCCGGGCCUUUCAGCUGCGCCGCGAUCUACAACCCCGUCUGCUGCAUCUCUGACGCCACAUGAAAAACCUACAAAACAUGGCAUUCGCGAAGAGUUCGUUGAAAUUGUCUACGAUAUCCAGCUAAAUAACGAAGUUGUAACGGACGCCUUGCGGAGCAUCAAUCUCGACAACAAAGUGGAGAAGCCAAAUAACGUUGGCGGUGACGUGACCAAUAUACAUAGGGACGAAAGAAGAGAAUCCAUUAAAGGGGUUGGUGACUCUGAAUCACGUGUGGAUCGCCUACCGCCUUCGCUAAGGAGGCUGAAACAUGAUAUGGAUAAUUCACAGUUGGAAGCAGCUGCAGCAUUGUCAACUGCUGGUUCUUCGUACGAGAUGACAAAACGGGGUGCAGCUCGUGGCCGUUCCACGAUGUUCUAUGCCAGACGCGUAAGGGGUGUGGGCCAAUACACUAAGUCCAAGUGUUCACAUUGCAACCGAUGGUGCCGACAGCGGCUGGACAAUCCAACGCCCUUCUUGCAUAAUAACCGAACAGAUAAAACGAAAUCAAACGCUAGAAAAAUUUUUACAUCAAGAAAGAAUACAGGAGCAGCCGCACCUUUGUCUACGGCAAUACUCGAGGAAAAUCAACAAGUGGCCAGCCACCAGAGGAAUUACGAAGCAGAACUGUCCCAGGUGAAAGGCAACGAGUCGGGGUAUUCGGCUACGCCAAGAUUGCAGCAUCACGAUUGGAUCUUUGCCAGCGGCACACAUGAGGAGCACCAUGAAAACGAGGGCUACAAGGAACAAACCUGCUCGGACGAUGAGACAUAAUGUCAUGCUGUAAAUAAAUGUAUUAUAUUUCA
Ornithodoros turicata is the source of this 5441-nucleotide messenger RNA. RefSeq lists its product as uncharacterized. The transcript is spliced from 7 exons. The coding region runs from base 106 to 5409 and encodes 1767 amino acids. The record is from RefSeq and is a predicted model, not a curated record. NCBI's taxonomy places the organism in Eukaryota, Metazoa, Arthropoda, Arachnida, Ixodida, Argasidae.